Messenger RNA from Dermatophagoides farinae (American house dust mite), 1447 nucleotides. RefSeq names its product dual specificity protein phosphatase 12. Gene Ontology annotation, molecular function: protein tyrosine/serine/threonine phosphatase activity. The record is from RefSeq and is a predicted model, not a curated record. Gene Ontology annotation, biological process: protein dephosphorylation. Lineage: Eukaryota; Metazoa; Arthropoda; Arachnida; Sarcoptiformes; Pyroglyphidae.
AUAAAACUAUGGUGAUCAAAAAAAGAAAAAGAGAGAAUGUAGUAGUUUGACUUUUUUUUUCUUCAUUUUCACAGUUAUUCAAUGUCUACAUGUAGAUAAGUUUGUUGAAUGUUUGUGAAAGAAAGACAUAAUAAAAUGUAAAUGUCAACAACGUCAACAACAACAACAACAAAAAACACCGUUUCUGAUUGUGGAUGUGCUAAGUAGCUGGAUAGUGUUGAUGUAAAUUUUUUUUUGUUUUUGCUUCAUAUUAUUAUAAAAAAAAUGACAAAAUUGAUCAAAUAUGAUUAUGCUGAAAUGUCCGAAAUUUUACCCGGAUUAUAUCUUAGUUCAUUGGAUUCUGCACUUGAUUCACAAACAUUGACAACAUAUUCAAUUAAAACAAUCGUAUCGAUAUUAUCAAAUCUACCGAAAUUCAAUCGAAUUGAUUCAAUUAAUUAUUAUUUUAUUGAAUUAGAUGAUGAAGAACAACAAGAUCUACUGGUAUAUUUGGAACGAACAUUUCAAAUUAUUGAUCAAUCAUUAAAAAAUAAUCAAAAUGUUCUUGUACAUUGUGCAUUGGGUGUUUCACGUAGUUCAGCUACCGUCAUUGCCUAUCUAAUGAAAAGCCAAAAAUCAUCAUCAUUUAAUGAUGCAUAUCGUCUAGUGAAAUCAAAACGUAUUAUUAUUGGCCCAAAUUUUGGUUUCCGUCGUCAAUUAGCUUUAUAUGAAAAACUUGAAGGUGAUUUAUCAAUGACAAAUGUUUGGAUGAGACGUUAUAUAUUCAAUCGAAUGGUACAUUCAUAUUCUGAUUCAUAUUAUGAUCAUCAACAGCCAAUACAAUGUCAAUCACGUAAAGCAAAAAAUUUUCUAAAUUAUUUAAAAAUGUUUCAAGAAUAUUUUCAACAACAAAACCAAUCAAUGUUGGUUUGUCAACCAAAAUGUAUUUAUUAUAAAUGUAAAUCAUGUCGAUCAAUUUUAUUCAAUCAAAAUGAUCUUAUUGAUAAUGAAAAUGACCAGCAGCAGCAACAACAACAACAACAACAGCAGAAUAACAAUACAACAAAUCGUCAUGUAUUGUCGACUAAUAAUGACGCUGAUGGUACAAUUCAUAUAAUCAUUGUAAAAUGGAUUGCCGAUGAUUUAUUGAAAUAUUUUGAUUCAUUACAAAAAUCUGGUAAAAUUGAUUGUCCAAAAUGUCAAACUAAAUUAGGAAGAUUUGAAUGGAAUCGACCAUAUAAUUAUCGUCGUUUUAUAUAUACAGUACAAUAUGAUGAUUAUCCAUGGAUGAAUGAAGUGAUUGUACCAUUAGUUUUAUCAAUUACACGUUCAAAAAUUGACACUUACAUUGUUCAAUAAUCAUCAACGAAUAACCGCAGCAAUAUCAAAUAUUGGUGAUUCUUUCUUGAUAAAUUCUUAAAAAAUUUUUCUAUUUCUAUUUUGCUCAAACAGUUGAAAAUUGUUCAUC